This is a messenger RNA of Mycetomoellerius zeteki, 586 nucleotides long. RefSeq lists its product as uncharacterized. Bases 75 to 359 code for a protein of 94 amino acids. The record is from RefSeq and is a predicted model, not a curated record. The transcript is spliced from 2 exons. NCBI's taxonomy places the organism in Eukaryota, Metazoa, Arthropoda, Insecta, Hymenoptera, Formicidae.
UCCACCAAAAAGCAGAGACAUCACAUUCAGUUACUUCAUCAGCAGCUGAUCUUCCAAAAGCUACCUAAUCCACUAUGAAGUACUUCCUUGCUAUCUUCCUCUUGGCUCUCGUUGCCAUCGCCAUGGCGGUGGAGACCUCCGAAGCUGAAAAAACAAAAGAGUCGCAGGACGUCGAUGCCGCCAGGGAUAAGAGAGGCCUCUCGUAUUAUUCGCCAUAUGCAUACGCCCCGUACGCAUACAACGCUUACAACUUGCCAUACAACACACACGCGUACUCUCCAUACGCGUACUCUGCCUACCCCUAUUACAAUUACCGUCACAAUUAUCCCUAUUACAACCUUCCUUACUCCUACUACUGAAACGUUGGAAUCUAUGGUGAUUCGAGAUUAAGAUAGGCACAAGACGAGUCUUAUGGAAAUCUCAUUAUUACUUCAUGAAAAUCUUAUGAAAGUUGCUCUCGAAUUACAAUCUAAUCAAUCCCGAAACUCUUGGUGACUGCAAGCGUGUUUGCAUUGUCCUUUGACUGUCAAUUUCGUUCUCCUAUGUUUAUUGUAAUAAUAAAAUUGCGUUACAUGAAAAAAAUGAA